Messenger RNA from Bathycoccus prasinos, 1779 nucleotides. RefSeq lists its product with no specific name. Bases 1 to 1779 code for a protein of 592 amino acids. The transcript has a single exon. The record is from RefSeq and is a predicted model, not a curated record. NCBI's taxonomy places the organism in Eukaryota, Viridiplantae, Chlorophyta, Mamiellophyceae, Mamiellales, Bathycoccaceae. Gene Ontology annotation, cellular component: cytosol.
AUGACGGAUCGUCGUCCUCAGUUUUUUGAGGAGUUGUUGAUCGAGAUCAAGGAUAAUGGACCGAGUUGUUCUUACGUACGCGCUGUGCACGAUUAUCUAAAAGGAACAGACGCGACUUUUGCGUCUUUUGAUCAUUUAAACGCGUGCAGAUGCUUGAUGCGUUUGUGCGUGAAGGACGAAGCGUGCGCGAGCGAGGUGUUUGAAUCGGACGAGAUUUGCGAGUAUUUAAGGCAAGGAUUACGCGAGAGAGAGGAUGUGGUGAGAUGUAAAAAUACCUUGUACGUGAUGAUCAACGCGAUGCAAUGCGCGACGAAGUUUGUGAAAACGCAUAUCGUUGAGGUAAUUGUGAUGGACCCGCAUUUUAAGGAUUUGCCGAGGACUGUGCCGGCGGUGCGCCCGGUGUUGGCAAAACUCAUCGCACUGAGUAUGCGUAGCGCAGAAUUUGUAAAUAAGCAACGCGAUUACGAAGCUGAGGGUAGAUGCUUACAUUUAGUGAACAGCUAUGACUUUGUUCAACACUUCUUCGGCGCUUUACUUCUAUGGACGCGCGAAUGGACUUUGGAAGAAGAGGACGAGGCGCGCGCGGACGUUGAGUGUAUUUUCGAGCGCGUGGUUGAUGCGGAAUACUUCCCGACAAUGUUUCGGAACCUGCACGAAAAACAGGAGGCAAACGCUCGAAGGAAGGAAGUGUUAUUGCGAGAAUACUUGUUUAAAGACUUCGGGGGGGAUGCGACGGCUUGUUUUGCCAAAGUCGAAAAGAUGGUACCGGUGUUGUUUUGCGACGCGCAAUCGACUCUGUUGCACUUCUUGGGGAGACUUUCGGUUAAAGCACGCCGCUUUGAUGGUAAAACGGUAAACGACAAACACCCGUACGUGUUGCCAGAAUCCGUGAUGGCGUUCCUUUUGGAUACGACGAGGGAAGCUGCGAAAGCGUGCAAAAAGUAUGCAAAAAACGACGAUGCGGGGUUCGCCGAGCGAAACGUCUUGCGCGAGUGUUUGUUUACCUUGCGUUCGAUUUCCGAGAUUGAGUCUACACCGCAUGUUCCGGAUACGGUUGGGUUCUUAGCUGGAACUGGACUCGCUCGUCUUCUCGUUGGGAUGAUUAUUGCGUUAGAUCCGCCCUCGGGAAGCCGCCAAUCGAUGAAGGCGAAAGGACCAGCCAAGGCUGAAGAGAUACCUAAAUUCCCAAUCGACGACCAAGCGUUUGGAGGUCAAAAUUUCGUACGCGACAACUUUCCGACGGUGAAACCGUACAACGGAUAUCGCGUCGACAUCAUAGCCACGUUAGCGAACGCCUCCCACAGACGUCCGAGAGUGUGUGAAGACGUUCGAAAACUUGGCGGCGUUGCCGUCGUGUUAUCGCACACUCGAGGCGAGGAAGGUGACGACGGCGCCAUGGACGGAUGCGAAGAGGAACCUUUCUUGCGCGAGUGGGCGUUGUGGGGUACGCGAAAUUUGUGCGAGGCAGACGAUGUGAUACGGAAAGAAAUCGAAGUUUUAGCGCCGGAAAAGAUCCUAGAGGCUGAGGAGUUGAUGAAGCGAGGGUUAAGAGCCGAGUUGAAUCCGGAAACUGGGAAGCCGAGAGUGGUUUCGAUAGAGAAAUCGAGUAAAGUCGAGAUGGAAACGGUGAGCGCGCUUGGAGGAGGUCCGAUGGCGACGCGAAGGACAAAAAAAGUUCGCCACGUGGAAACGCAAAAGAAUGAAGAUGACAGGAAAGAAGUAAGAGCAGAAGAAGAAGAGUUUCAGAUUCCAAAGAAUUGGAAAGUCGCCGAGCUUUAA